AUGUCUAGUUGGUACCAAAAAUUAGUUCAGCAAAAACCUUGGGCCCAAAUUGCUUUUCAGCGUAAUAAUAAAUCAUGGAUUGUAAGAGAAGUAGAUAUAGCUUUGGAAGUACUUAACCUUCAUUCAAUUUUAACUCCUAUUAAUUUAAAAACUAUUGAAACAAAAUUUGAUCCUCAUGCGGGAUAUUAUCCAUAUCAGCAAAAUAAAAAUAGUAAUAUAUGUUGGGUUCCUUUAUUACUCGGCUAUACUGUAUAUACACUUUUUCAAAAUAAAUUUUUUCAAUUUAAAAUCGUUAAAGAUAAAAAUAAUCAAAUAUGUUUCGAAUGGUAUGAUUUUGAUAAUGAUUCAAAAUUUCAAGACUUACAAGAAAAUGGAUCAGAUUAUACAGCUUACAGAAUAACUCGAUGUUAUCCUCAUAUAUUCGAUCAAUAUAACCAAACUAUAAAAGCAUUUCAAAAAGAAACUAGAUUAGAAAAUAGUCUUUAUAAAGUUUUAAUAAUCCUUGUAUAUGAGGUUCAUAACCAGCCCGCGUCU
Molecule: messenger RNA, 534 nt
Organism: Dentiscutata heterogama
Lineage: Eukaryota; Fungi; Glomeromycota; Glomeromycetes; Diversisporales; Gigasporaceae
Source: the annotation of a GenBank genome assembly